Molecule: messenger RNA, 1113 nt
Organism: Papaver somniferum (opium poppy)
Lineage: Eukaryota; Viridiplantae; Streptophyta; Magnoliopsida; Ranunculales; Papaveraceae
Exons: 3
Coding region: 1-1113 (370 amino acids)
Source: RefSeq, a predicted model, not a curated record
AUGGGAAUAAAAAUUGAUAUGGCCAAGGCCUUUGACAGAGUGGACUGGGUUUUUUUGAUAACAAUUAUGAAGAAACUUGGCUUUGAUGACCUAUGGUUCAAUAAGAUUUAUCAAUGCAUAUCAACCAAUACAUCAGCUGUUCUCAUCAAUGGUUCUCCUGACAAAUUCUUCAAACCCUCUAGAGGAAUAAGGCAAGAUGAUUGCAUGAUCUUCUGCAAGGCAAAUAAAAUAGAAGCGCAAAAUAUUAUGCAGCUCCUGCAGACUUUUGGAAAUACUUCUGGGCAGCUUAUCAACUUCCAUAAAUCUGGAGUCUUCUUCAGCAAAAACACCAACCCAGAGCUCAUUCCUCAAAUUAGCAAUGCUAUGGGAGUUCAAGUUCUUCAGCUCGAUGAUAAAUACCUAGGAUCUCCUUUUUUCACAAAUAGAAGCAAAAUCAACUCUUUCAAGCAUGGAGUAGAAAAAUUGAAGCCGAGACUCACUGGUUGGAAACAUACACCUCUUAACCCUGCUGGCAGAGAGGUAAUCAUCAAAUCUGUCACCUCUUCAGCUUGCAUUUACCAAAUGAACUGCUUUAAGGUUCCUAAGAAAACUUGCAAAGACAUUAAUAAUCUCCAAAGAGACUUCUUCUGGAGUAAGAACAUAGAGAAUCCUUUUUGUUAUUACCCUAAGGCUUGGACAGCAGUUUGCAAGCCAAAAGCUCUAGGAGGUCUAGGAUUCAUGAAUAUGGAAUUAUUUAACAACUCCAUGAUAACAAAAAUUGUAUGGAGACUUGAGCAAGAUAAAGAUUCUUUACGGUAUAAACUCAUGGAUGCCAGAUAUCUUAUAGGCAGAAAUGUUCUCAGCAUGAACACUAAAGCCAAGGAUGGGGACUCCUGGAUAUGGAAAGGAAUCCUAGAAGAGGAAGCUGACAAUACUUAUGCGCAUUACACCUGGAAUGCAGAAACAGGAUUUGGGAAACAUAUCAAUAUCUGUACUAUUCAAGAUCCUGAGAACUUUGUUUGUUACAGUGCCUUAACUAUGACAGAUUUUGCAGGAAACAUCAUUGGCUCUAGAGGACAUCCAGGAAACUAUGGAGAAGAGGGAGUCACAGGAGGCGUUGACCUAGAUUUGUAG